CGACAUUCAACGGUUUUCGAGCACUACACUUCUUAUGACCACAGGAGCCCGCUGGCACGACUCUAGACUCUAGAGUCGGCGUAGCGACCAUACGCACCAUCGUGAAGAAAUUUAUACCAAAAUGGACUUGCCUCCCACUUUCAAGUGUUGUCAUCAGAAGGAUGGCCGCCCCCCGCGACGUCUAGUACUACAAUGGCCAUAUCUAUUACCACACCUCUCGUUUGAAAUUUGUAACGCAGAAGAUUACGGUUGUUUCCAGCUUAUCGGUACUACGAUCACUUGGUUUUUGUCGGGGGUCAUUAUUGGUGCAAUGCUAUUUUCAGACGACAACCAAGCGUUAAGAACGGUACGGCUCACGAUACGAUCUCCUGAUGAACGCGUGUAGCGACAAGGUUGGUUGCCCAUGAGAAUAAGGAAGGACGAGCAUGAGAUAUUUCAGCAGGAGAGCAGGAGAGACGGAAGGAGAGAACGGGGCAUGACGCUCGGAAUAAAGUGGUGAAGAUGGUGAGGGUGCGCUGUGUUUAUGUGUAUAGAUGAGGACAAUAAUAUCGGACAUCUUGACCUUGUUCCGUCCUUAGAGAAAUCGAGAUACGGCCUUCGCGUGAAAA
This is a messenger RNA of Laccaria bicolor S238N-H82, 608 nucleotides long. RefSeq lists its product as uncharacterized. NCBI's taxonomy places the organism in Eukaryota, Fungi, Basidiomycota, Agaricomycetes, Agaricales, Hydnangiaceae. The coding region runs from base 122 to 385 and encodes 87 amino acids. The transcript is spliced from 4 exons. The record is from RefSeq and is a predicted model, not a curated record.